GACAGAUUGCUUGAACAGCCAACCAGAACGAACAGGGGUCGUGACCUCUGACGCAUGCGCAGAGUAUCGAAAUACAUGUGACAUGAGGCAUACAUAUACAAGUGUUAACUUAUAUCCAUAUCAUUUUGUCACUGCAUUUGUGUGUGAAUGAAUGUGUUUAGGUGAUAACAGUAUUUUCCUGGAUUAUACAAAGGUCACGACAGGUCGACCGAGCUGUUUGGAUUUAGUUAUAUAGUGUAUGGAUAAACAGUGCAACAUGUGGCAUUAUAACCAUAAUUCGUAUUAUAACAGAAAUCCUCACCAUCAAAUGCAUCAUCCAUAUCAUGCUCAUAAUCACAGACCGUCGCCGUACUCCCUGCCGUCAAACUCAUUCGUAAGUGGAAUCACAUCUAUGCCUAGCCUUACCCCUACCACACUGGCCAACAUUGAGCGCACGUUCAUCGAGCUACAGGCCGUGCCAGCGGUCAAUACUUCCCAGGGCCAGGACCCCCACACCCAAAGUGGAUUCGUUCCUCCCAUCGUUGACCCCGUUGUGACGUCAGAGCGGUCAAACGACGCCUACGGAGACUUCGGUGACAGUUCAGCCUCCGACCCUGAGUGGGUUCCAGUCAAGCAAUCAAGGAUCGAAUUGGCCGACGGAUCAAGUGCCAGCAAGAUCAGUGAUCCAAUGUACCCCCAGGUCGCUACCUCCGCCCCCCCGGGCCGCAAAAGGCGUGGGGCAAGGGACGUCAAACUUUCCCCUGAAGAGGACGAAAGACGGCGUGUACGACGGGAGAGAAAUAAAGUUGCCGCCGCCAAAUGUCGUCAGAGACGAGUCGACCAUACAAACCGACUGACAGGGGAAACCGACAUAUUAGAAAACGAAAGAGACGAUCUUGAGACACAAAUUCAACAACUUCAGCAGCAGAAAGACCAACUCGAGUUUAUACUGCAGGCCCACCAGCCUCUUUGCAAACUUGACGAAGGAUGUCAACAGAAAAACCAACCGGCAGCAGCGCCACCAAACACUAUGUCAUCAAAAGUAAAGGUUAAAAUGGAACCUGGAAUCGAGAGAUCCACUACCUGCCCCAUGGGCAAGGGUACCACGACAAGCACCAGCGGCAUUAGACCAAGCUCCCUAAACAUCGUCAAGUCCGAGAGCCGUAAGAAAGUUUCUGUCACAAGUGCAACCGGAAUUCCUAUUACUACGCCCUCUAACGGGUUUUACUUCGCCAUGGAUAGCAUGGUCGACCAUACCGGGUUAACCCCCAUCACUAACGGACCAACGCCCAGUUGUGGUACCGAGGCCAACAGAACUGCAAGUGAAAGUAGCUCGGAGAACGUAAACUCACCUACUCUUAUUUCCCUCUAGAUCAGGCUGUAGGCUCUAUAGAUCAAGCUGUAGGCUCUAGAUCUGCUUCGUAGGAACCCGAGAUGGUACACUGAAACAAUACAGACAGAACCCAGUUCUUGAUGUCAUAUGUUAUUUAUGAACAUUUUCAUAAAACUCAAGAACUUUUAUCAAUUAAAUGCUCUCGAUGUUUUUCACUUGGUGUUUGACGUGCUUAUGUGCUGCUGGACGGUUUGAUUUUGAGUACACAAACAAUUUAUUUCAGUUUUAAUGUAUUUAUUUGACAUUCGGGAGAAUGUGUGAAGGUUUUCCUCUGCCAGUAUUAUUUUUAUUGAAUGUUGUUGUAAAGUUGUAUGUGAUCGUCCUUGUGUCGUACUAUUAUGAAUGGAUUUUAGGCAUAGGUGGCGCCUUAAUCGUAACUAGUAAUCUUGGUAUCCUUAAUGUUUGAAGCUAUUUGACAUUUGCAAGCUUGAGCCAAUAGUAACCACGUAGUGACAUGUUUUGUUAAAGUUUUUUAAACGUGUUCAUUUUUUCAGCUAAAUGAAGCCUUAUCCUUGUCAGUACUGUUGUUUUUUGUUUAAAGUGUUGAUAAUUUUAAAACUAAUUUAGCUGAAUCAGUCUAGUUAGUUAGUACGUGCGGGUCACGUGACCGAGGAAUAAAAUGUGUAUAUUUGUGUGUGCUGAUAUUAUGAAAGUGUAAAUGUGGCCUAUACAAUACCUGUCACGUGGGUAGAGGUCGGCAACUGGAUGUUAUAAUUUGGACACAUAUUUUCUACAUUAUUUAUACAUUCUAAAGCAUUUCAAACUUUUACGUUUUUGAAUUUGCUUGGAAUGAUUUCAAUUAAACCCAAUAACGUAAAAUUUCAAGUUAUUUUACAAUCUGUUAAAAGCUGUAUAGGUUAUAAAUCUCAAAUAUUGCAGUGUCAUGUUGAAGUUACAAAAUCCUUGGCAAUAACUAAGUAUGAACAACCUCUACCCAUGUGACUGUGUACAAUACAUGCAAUGCAAAUAAAAUAAUUAUGAAAUUGUUACAAAUAUGGCAUCAAUAUUACUGCUUCCAAUUUUUUCAUGUUGUCCAAUUUAUGAAUUUUUGUACUGACAUUUUAUAGCAAAAUAAAAAAUGUAGAAACUAAA
This is a messenger RNA of Mizuhopecten yessoensis (Yesso scallop), 2464 nucleotides long. Its product is annotated as fos-related antigen 1-like. Gene Ontology annotation, molecular function: DNA-binding transcription factor activity, RNA polymerase II-specific; RNA polymerase II cis-regulatory region sequence-specific DNA binding. Gene Ontology annotation, biological process: regulation of transcription by RNA polymerase II. Lineage: Eukaryota; Metazoa; Mollusca; Bivalvia; Pectinida; Pectinidae. The record is from RefSeq and is a predicted model, not a curated record. The transcript has 4 exons. The coding region runs from base 239 to 1351 and encodes 370 amino acids. Gene Ontology annotation, cellular component: nucleus.